Jatropha curcas is the source of this 1579-nucleotide messenger RNA. RefSeq names its product NAD(P)-linked oxidoreductase superfamily protein. The record is from RefSeq and is a predicted model, not a curated record. Gene Ontology annotation, cellular component: cytoplasm. NCBI's taxonomy places the organism in Eukaryota, Viridiplantae, Streptophyta, Magnoliopsida, Malpighiales, Euphorbiaceae.
AGACUCGGAGAUAGACAACUAAAUGUUGCCAAGACUCCGAGGUACACAUCUAACGUGUAAUGGUUUACGACCAUGUCCUCUAAGAUAAUUCUCGAUGCAGUUCUGUGGUUCGCGAAUCCUAGUACUCUCUUUCGCUUUCAAUUGUCAUUCCUCCUUUCCACCAAGUUGAAUUCCAGAGCACUGAGCACAUUAUUAUGGCCACUACACAUAUUAGCAGCGGUGUUUGUCUCUCGGUUUUAAGUCAUAGGAGGAGAAUCAAUAAAGUGAGAGCUGUUGCUUCUGACAAUGUUUCUACUCCAAUAAUCGAGUUAGACAAGGUGAAGUUGGGAGGCUCUGAUUUGAGGGUCACAAAGCUUGGAAUAGGAGCUUGGUCAUGGGGCGACACAACCUACUGGAACCUUUCUGGGUGGAAUGAUAGGAAUUUCAAGGCUGCUAAAUCUGCCUUUGACAUUAGUAUUGAUUCUGGUAUAACCUUUUUUGAUACUGCUGAAGUUUAUGGCUCUGCGCUAAUGGGUGCUAUAAAUUCGGAAACUCUUCUUGGAAGAUUUAUCAAGGAAAGGAAAGUAAGAGAUCCUGAUCUGGAGGUUGCAAUAGCAACAAAGUAUGCAGCUCUGCCUUGGAGGCUAGGACGGAAUAGUGUUCUAACUGCGCUUAAGGAUUCCCUUUCUCGCCUUGAACUUUCUUCAGUCGAGCUCUAUCAACUCCACUGGCCUGGAAUAUGGGGAAAUGAAGUCACUUUCAGAUUCAGAAGAAGCUCAGUUUAUUGGAAGUUCAUUUCAGGAUAUCUUGAUGGCCUUGGAGAUGCUGUCGAGCAGGGCCUUGUGAAGGCAGUUGGUGUUUCAAACUACAGUGAGAGCCGACUUCGUGGUGCUUAUGAGAAGCUUAAGAAAAGAGGUAUUCCACUAGCUUCAAACCAAGUGAAUUACAGCCUUAUAUAUAGGUUACCAGAGGAGAAUGGAGUGAAGGCAGCUUGUGAUGAACUUGGGAUCACUUUGAUUGCAUAUUCUCCCAUUGCUCAAGGUGUCCUCACAGGAAAGUAUACACCAGAAAAUCCACCAACUGGCCCUCGAGGCCGAAUUUACACACCUGAGUUUCUUAAAAAGCUUCAACCUCUAUUAAGCCGGAUCAAGGAAAUAGGAGAGAAGUACAGUAAAACUCCCACACAGGUAGCCUUGAACUGGCUAGUAGCUCAAGAAAAUGUUGUUCCAAUCCCAGGAGCAAAAACUGCAGAUCAGGCGGUGGAAUUUGCAGGAGCACUUGGGUGGAGGCUUGCAAUUGAAGAGGUCAAUGAACUGCGCUCUUUGGCAUUGGAGAUCCAGCCUGUAGUAGGCUUCCCUGUUGAGAAGUUAUAAUUUUUACUCAAAACAUUCUAUAAACUAAAUGCAACUCUGAUAACUCACUGGUCUCCAAACCAAAUUCCCUGUCUAAAUUACAUUGGUGCAGUUAUUUGCUAGAAAUCUUUUAAUAGUUUCUUAAUAGAUGUGAAUGUGUCGGAGAUGUGUAUAUAAUUAAGCUGUAUAUAAUAGAUCAAAAUGUAAAUAGAUCAAAUAAAUGCAUCCUAGUAGUUAAUACAUCACAA